AUGUUCGCAGCAGGGCGGAAGGCGAGAAGACAGGAUAGUGGUGCAAAAGAUAGCAACAAUAUGGAGACUGAUAAUGAUUGGCUGACGAUUGGCAAGAGUUUUUCCAGUACAACACGAAAUGCAAACGCAAAGCAGAAAGCCACCGAACCAUUCAGCUCUGAAUUACAAGUAUACAAAGAUGGACAUGGUAAAAAAGAGAAGAAAAAACAUACGCACAAGAAGCGACGUAGUGACGAAUCAACAGUUGUCAAGUCGCGUGAGACCCGAUAUCUGUCGAAACACGAGAAAAAGAGCAAAAGCAAAAGGAAAAAGCGACGUAGAUCUUCGAGUCCAACUGACAGCAGCUACAAAGAUAACGCUCACUGUUCGACUCACUGCUCUCGACACCAAAAGAGCAGCCGUAAGUUGCGCUCCCGAUCUCGGUCAAAGUCUCGCAAGCAAGAAUAUCAGGCCAUAAUGCAGUCUGUUAACGAUGUUGUGGUUCAUGAUAUACAAUCAACAGAGCAAGACGAAGAUUUUUUGUAUGAAUUUGACCGCACGGGUGAUCGCAACAAUCAUCUCUUCGGAUCCACGUAUGCUUAUGAUCAGCCGCUUUAUCAAUUGGAUACGCAACGAAAUCUGCUCACAGGAGAACGUGUAAUUCGGACACGGGUAAAAUAUCCUAGCACCAAUUUUCCAGAAGAAAGACAAGAUUUUGGUCGAUACUUCUCGCUAGAGGCCCAGAAAAUGGAGAGAGACGCUCGACAGAAGCGUCUGUAUCUUGCUUACUCGGAGAAACGACUGACCCGUGCAGCGCUUGAAUGCAAAGUAAGUGACAGCGAUCCAUCGGAUCAGGCUGCUAUAAGUCGAUCACACGAAAUGUCAUUCAUCCCACUUGAUCCAGUGCUUGACAUCGAUAAACUUGUGAGCAGUGAUACUGAUUUUGAUGCAAUGUUUGGCGAAACACCCUUGCUAACGGACGGGCAAAGUGUGGAGCAGCAUUUGGUAGAAUGCAACAGAAAGUUAAAUGCUGCUGUCGUCGCGAGUCCGCAUAAUAUUAACCACUGGCUAGAUUUGGUGGUGUUUCAGGAGCAGACAGUCUAUCUUCACGCAAAUUCAACAAAGAAAAGCUCCGCCGCAAAAGCAAGUAUUGUGGAAAAGCAAGCGGCAAUACUAGCAAAAGCGCUUGCCAGUAACCCUCAGUCGCGGGAGCUGCAUCGCAUAAAGCUGAAUAUCGCGUUGCAAGCUCAAGCAAAUGGCGAAAACAGUGACGUCGACUCAUUUCAGCGACAGUUAGAGAGCCUACUCUCUAAAGAUCUGUCAAAUAGCGAUCUGUGGCUCAAGCUACUUCAAAGUCGGCACCAGCACUUUGGCACCUUUUCGAUGCAGUCUGUGCGUAACUUGUACGCACGUAUACUGACUGUUUUGAGAGCACAUAAUGCAAGCAAUGUCAAAGAUGCAGUUGCGACAGUACACACAGCUACAUCAAGCGGGAAGACAGAAGCAACGUUUUGUGUUGAACAAGUGGAGGAGUUGUCGAUAGUGCUUCUUGAUUUUCACUUUUUGAUGUGCGUGUUUGAGCAGAAGGCAGGAUAUGUUGAGCGCUCGAUCGCUCAAAUCCAAGCUUUACUCGAUUUUAGUAUGUUGGUUGAUAGCAGUGACAGCAAAGCAUCUCAUUUGGAAAUGUUGCGAAAAUUUACUUUGCGGUGGAAUGAUGAUGAUGUAUUAAGACUUGGUGACCGCCGCCGAAAUAUAACUGAUGUGAGCUUUGAAAUAUUGGAAAGAGACUCUCCUGAGAUUUCCACUGCAGUGUUUCAAAACUACAUUCAGCAAAAAUGUGCGGCCAUUGUCGAUCAGGUUAACCCUCCCAAAGUGUUGCAAUCAGAUGAACACAAACAAAGCUUGCUGUCUUCUUCAGCUGUAUACCAACGGCUCUCACGGACAAAAGAAGCAUUGCAAGUUGUGGAUAGAGUAAGGGAACCAAACACAAUUGACAGAAACCCAGCUGACUCAGCAGCAAGUGACGAUUUUGAGGUGAAAACCAAGCGAAACAGCACGCUUGUUUACAGCAACUUGCAUGGGUACCGAAUCAACAUUGACGAGGCUGACGAUACGAUGGAAUACGAGCGAAUUCUGAGUGAAUUACGUGGUACAGAAAAUUUUCGUGCUCGACGGAUUCGCUUCUUGGAAAAAGAGAAGAUGAAAUAUGGUCUGCUUGCAACAACAAAAGCGCAAGUAGAAGAUCAACGUGCUAAUUACGAUCCGGUUCACGAAGAUGACUCUUUUGUGCAAUGGCUUAGGCGCGAAGAAGUACAAAUGCAUGUACAUUGGGCCCCGCUUCGGUGUAGCAACCCUCUCCAUCAAAAUCUUAUUGAGCAGCAACCAGAUCGUGCCAUACUAACCGAAGAAGUGCAGCCUUUUCUGUUUCCUGUUCCCGUGGCACACCGAUGGCGGCUUAUUGCUGAGCUGCUGUAUAUUUGUGGCGUAGCUUGGCGUGGUGAGUUUGCAUGGGAGACUACUCUUCCAGCUGCUAAUUCUAUGUAUGCAGACAGCCACACGGAUUACGAGCUGCUUGUAGACCCAAUUCAGUCUGCGCUAAAUCCUCAAACAAACUGCUCCGGAAAACACGCGUUGUUUCUAAAUCCAAUCGACCGAAAGUUGUUGCUUGAGAAUGUUUGCCUUGAAGAUGUUGCCGUGAGUCAAGAUGUACUACAUGACCCUAGCAAAGUGGCAUUUAUACGUAGAGUUUUUGCACAAGGGCUGGAUAUAUUUCACAACGUUGAUCAUAGCUUUGAAAGUGAUCUCAAGUGUCUUUGGAUCGGCUUUGAAGCCAAGGUAGCACGGGCAUGUGAAGUCAGAGGGCAUGAGGAAGCUGUGGCGUAUGCAAGACGUUUAAGUCAGAUACUAGCUCAGAAGUCUGCAAAUGGCGACAUUGAUUUCAAUGCUCUCUAUGCCUACGCUAAGCUGGAAUUCGCUUUGGGAAAUGAACGUCAAGUGCGACGAAUAUGUAAGAAUACGCUCAGCUCACUCGGAGCUCAGGCUUCAAAUGUAUCCUCGUCAGCUAGAAGUAACCACCGCUUCGUUUUUCUUCACGCGCGACUUGAACUGUGGCCUUCCUCUCAUGAUCAAAACUGCGUUCGUGAGCAUGGAGAUGAUGGGAUGCUCCGGUGUUUGUACACGUUGUGGAAUGUGUGGCAACCAACACAAUCAGACUGCAUAGAGGAAAAUAUACUGGCGGGAACAAAAAGACACCGUCAGCAGAGUCAGGAAUACUUGCAAAAUCUCUUAAUGUCCAACAAAUUGACCGGAACAAAUCUCAUUGCUAGAUAUCGAGCGGAACUGAGGUGUGCAGUCGAGCACUGCACUGCAUCAACUUCAGCAAACCAUGUGCGUGGCAGAGCAAUGCAUGAAUUGUAUAAUAAAUCACGUUGCUGGGCUGGUUACUGCUUGCACAACUUGGCUCUUGUCGUUUACAUCUACACCGGAUUUGAGGCAGCUUGCCAAGAAUAUCGCGAGGCGUUAGCUGAUAUGGAGCAUCGGACGUGCUUGCAGGGAGCUUGGGCGUGGACUUGUUUUCUUGAAUUUAUUCAGCAGCACGAGAUAUCGGGUUUGUUCCCCACCGUAGCGCCCCGUGUAUGGCGCGCAUCAGUUAGUGAGGCAGUGGAGAAGUAUCCGUUCAACGAACUCUUUCUUCGGCUUUUUGUCGACUCUGAAAUGGGAAACACUAUCUCACAAGUGCAUCGCAACUACUUUCGUCGGGUCGAAAGACGCUGGCGCCGGCAUUAUGAAUCACCAAGUCUAGUAGAGUGGUUAUUUGCAUUACUCUGCGAGUUUUGCCGCAUUGAGAGAGCCUCAGUCAUCAAAAAAUCAGCUGAGAGUAACAAGAUAUCCACUCGCCUAACGUGCUGUCUUUUUCACCGCUGGGAAAUGGAUAUGACUGCAGUGAAUCGUAUUCGGCAAAUGUUCGAAUGCAUGGUGAUGAAGAUUAACACUAGAGGCAGUGCUCUCUGUUGGGGACUGUAUAUGCGCUUUGAAGUCGCACUGGGAAAGGUGGAUGCGGCAAAAAAAGUCUUGUAUCGUGGGAUUGCAACCUGUGCAUGGAGCAAGGUGCUUUACAUGGAUGGUAUACGCGUGAUGCGAGCGUAUUUGAGUAAACGUGAAUGUCAAGAACUUCUCGACUUUAUGGAAGCAAAGGAGCUGAAUGUGCGCGUUGACGUCGAAUCAUUACGCCAAACAUAA
Molecule: messenger RNA, 4218 nt
Organism: Peronospora belbahrii
Lineage: Eukaryota; Oomycota; Peronosporomycetes; Peronosporales; Peronosporaceae
Source: the annotation of a GenBank genome assembly